Molecule: messenger RNA, 2727 nt
Organism: Mobula hypostoma (lesser devil ray)
Lineage: Eukaryota; Metazoa; Chordata; Chondrichthyes; Myliobatiformes; Myliobatidae
Product: leucine-rich repeat-containing protein 30-like
Exons: 2
Coding region: 88-987 (299 amino acids)
Molecular function (GO): protein binding
Source: RefSeq, a predicted model, not a curated record
CCGAGCUCACCAAGAAGACUUGUUUUUUUCAUUGUCACCAGUACGUAACACUGGAAGAAAAAAAAGUAACAACCCUCAGAAGUAAAGAUGGGAGCUUGUGUGUCGAGGAAAAGUUCCAAAGAAGAACUAAGGAAAACACUAAAAAGGAGAGGGGUAAUAGCUUCCAAAGAAGAGAAGACACUUUUAACUGCUGAACUGAGGAAGCAACUGAAGACUGUUCAUGGCCAAAGCUCUCUGAGAUUAGCAAUGAUGAAAAUGACAGAAGUCCCAAAUAUUAUUUGGCAGGUAACUGAAGUAGAGAAACUAAACAUGUCACAUAAUUUCCUCCUCAUCAUUAGCCCUGGCAUUGAGAAACUUCAGAAUUUAGUCAUAUUGAAUUUAUUGAGGAAUCAGUUAACUGCCCUGCCGAAGGAAAUCGGAAUGCUGAGGAAGCUGAAGGUUUUAUUUGCCGACUGGAAUUGCCUCAAGGAAGUCCCACCUGAAUUGGACCAGUGCAAUAAAUUGCAAGUACUGAGUCUUUCCCACAACAUGAUCUCAUCUCUCCCUGAGAACUUGGAAGAGCUAAAGAAACUGGAUAAGCUCAAUUUAAACAACAAUCGAUUUGUCCAAUUACCCAUGUGCAUCUACAGGAUGAGAAGUUUAACUUUCCUAAACAUAGGCUGCAACAAGAUUGGAAGUAUUUCUGAAAGCAUUGGCCAACUGGAAAGCCUGAGGAUAUUUAUCGCUGAAGGAAACAGACUUCGAUUUCUGCCUAAAUCCGUCUGCAUGAUACAGUCCCUUAAACUGCUCAAUGUAAACUAUAAUGACAUUGAAAAUCUUCCCACAAAUCUUCCCAUGUUGACAGAGUUGGAAAGGAUAGCCUGCCAUUCACUAGACACAGGGCUUCAUGUCAAAUGCAACCCAUUAUCCAAGCCACUGCCAGAUCUUGUAAAUGAGGGUAUUGAAUCUCUAUUUGAGUAUUUAAAGCCCAGCUGGGACAAUGAAUGACAAAUUUAUCACUAAACACCUGGAGAAUUUGAGUGCACCUUGCAAAAUAGGCUUUUUGGCUGUGAAGUUACUUGAUGCACACAGAUUGCCUGAUUUUAAGUCACAAUGCACAGUAUAUGCACCUUGAAGAGAAUGAGUUUGCAAAGGCAUGUCUUAGAAAACUGAAUUUACUCUUUAAAGACAUUCAAAGACAGAGUAAAUUCUAAAAAUUUUUUUUACAAUUUUACAUAUGUUGUUUGAAGGAUUGUGUUAUUUAGACAGGUUUGCAGAGUGUGUUCUGGAAGUAAAUUAUGAAUUAAAAUAUAUUAGUUAAUAUUUGAUACCAAUUUCAUUGCAGGUCCCGAGAUUUCUGUGUUUCAUCUGAUCACUUGGGGUCAUGCAGAAGGCAAGCCAUGGACAGCAGCACCAUGAUUACCAGGCUUUCACCCCGCCCUACUCUGGCCUUCACCAAUAAUCAUUCAGAAAAUAUGUAACAGACAACUCAAAUAUUUCUUCUUCUCAAAGCAAGCACAUAUAAAUAUUUUGUAUAUAUGCUUAAUAUGUUUUGUACACUUGACUAAACACUUGCCUUUCCUUCUUUCCAUGCGUUCAACAGGUUAUGAGAUCAAGAUACAUCUUGCCUGGAAACUUUUCUUAAUCACAUAUCAACAAUGCCUUUAAAGGUGCUCAUGGUCAAGAUAUGACACAAGCAGCCAUUAAUAAACUUAAUCUAUUUAGUUAGUGUCAGCAAUGAAAGUCAAAUUUCUCCCCCCCUCCCAUAAUUAGGAACAACAUAACUUAAGACCUUGAAAAUUGAUCAAAGAAAUAUAGAAUGGAUUUGGAAAGGAUGGGUCAAGACUGAUGAACUUAUAAAUUGUAUUGAACACUAAAAGAGCAUGCAGGAAAAUGUUAUUUGGUCAGAAGGCAACAGUAAAGUCUUUCACUUGUGGAAAUUAAAGCUUUUAGAAUUAAAGUGAAAUUAGUGAUCUUAUUUGAAACUGGCUGAGAGUCAAAAGACAGAAAAUAGGACAAGAGACAGAAAUUACUAACUACAGUAGGGAGAAGCAAGGGACAUUUGAGUCAGUCAUCAUUAGGGAAAUAGAAGCCGAGAGGGUCAGUAGCUUUAAGUUCCAUGACAUUAAUAUAUCAGUGGAUUUCCCCUGCAAAGAAGGCAUGACAGCAUCUUCACUUUCUUAGAUGUCUGCAAGUCACGAAAAACUGAGACAAACUUCUAUAGAUGCACAAUGGAAAGUAUUCUAUCUCAUUUCAUCAUUUCCUGUUACGAAAGAAAAACAAUGCCCAGGAAUGGAAAAGGCUAAAGAAAGUGGCGGACAUAAUCUAAUCUAUCACAGAAUAGAAUCCCUCCCCAUCAUUGAGUACAUUUACAUGGAGUGGUGACAAACUAAAGCAGCAUCCAUCAUCAAAGACUCCCUCCAUCCAAGGCAUGCCCUCUUCUUACUACUACCACUGGGCAGGAGGUACAGAGCCUUAGGUCCUACAUUGCCAGGUUCAGGAACAGUUAUUACUCUACAACCAUCAAGACUGAGAACCUGUAUGGAUAACUUGAUUGACCAUGACUGUGAACUGAUUCUAUGACCUUACAGAAUCACUUUCCAGGACCCACGUUCUCAGUAUUAUUUUUGUUUGCACAGUUUGAAUUCUUAUGCACAUUGGUUGAUUGUCAGUUUAUGUACGGUCUUUCUCUAAAAAUCGAUUGUAUUUCUUUUUCCCUGUAAAUGUCUUCAAGAAAAUAAACCUCAA